AUGCAGCACAACUGGUCUUUCCGUCGCUCCGUAAAUUUUCAUUCGCGGCAAAGCCAAGCCUCUCCACUGCCAACAAAUUAUUCCUUGUGCCUGAUAGAUAACCCUCGCAACGUCCUUCCCUGUAUCCCACGUCACAGCGUCCAAAGCAUGUCUGACGCACCAUCCGAUGACCAGGACUCUCGAAUCGCCUCUCUAGGCGCCCAACGUACCCGCUCCACCGCAAACUCGAGCGCGCACUCCUCCCGACACACCUCGCGCGAACCUCCAAGCAAACGACAAAGACGAAGUCGGAAAACACCGACUGACGAUGUGCAAGACUUUGUUCCGCGCGGCGCGACCUUCAGUGCAAACUCGCUAGACGUUGACCCGGUCACGUCACCUGUGGAAGCUUCUGCGGCGGAUUCACACUCCGCCAGCGACGACUCCUCGUCUGCCAGUGAGAGUAGUAGUAGCGGGAGUAGCGAGAGUGGGAGCGAAAGCGAAAGCGAUAGCGAUAGUGCUAGUGAGAAGGAGAACACGAGACCAAAUGCGAACGCCAAUAUGGGAAGUGCACCGGCGCCGAACUGGAAUAAAACGGGGAAGAGUGUGAUUAGAACCUCGUUGCGGAGUCGGCAACGACAAAGCGCGAGAACGAGUACAGAGCCUGCUUCUGCAAUCACAGCGAACCAUAAGCAAAAUGCGUCUGUUUCAUCUGACGGAGAAAGAAAAAGGGAAAGGGGGGAGGGCGCUUCGGUCGCGGAAGGCGAGAGUAACACUCAGGCGCUCAGCCCGGAAGAGGGCGAAGUCGACGAAGACAAGGAAGCCUCUGCAUCCUCAAAACCCAUUAUCUCUGACGACUCGGAUGACUCCGAGUCACUGGAUUCAGAGGCCGACGACUCCAUCAUGCUGAACACCAUCAGUUCAAGAGGCCAGGAUCGGGAUCAGAAUGGUGUGAUCUCGAUUUCCGACGAUGACGAUGACGACUAUGAUCCAGUCAAUGCAAUGAUUUCGAGGAACCAGGGCCAAUUCAAGGACGAUGCGAUCUCGAUUUCCGACGAUGAUAGCGCAGACGGUUACGAUCCCGAGACUCUUUCUAUCAACGGUGAUGGUUACGAUCCGGAGGCUCUUCCCGUCCUAAACAACCCUGCUAAAGAUAAUAGCAUUCGCAGCAUUCAAAAUGGAUCUGGGGAUGGCGCAAAAGAAGAUGCCUUUGCUCGCUUCUCGCAAAAGUACCCCGCCGCGCCUCUUAUUCUUGCUGAUCUCGAUCGCGAGGACCUGGAAACACAAGCUCGGACUAUGUUUUAUGAUCGAGAUAUCAACGACGUCAACCUGCAGUUACCUAUUACAUGCAUAGAGUGCUUGCGGGAGGGCCAUCUCGCCGAAGUCUGUCCUACGAAGGAGUGUGUUCACUGCGGCGCUUGGAACAAACAUCAAAGCACCCUUUGCCCUCGAUGGCGCCGAUGCCAGCGAUGUCGCGAACGCGGCCACGAUCAGAAACAGUGUCCCUCCGCUUUAAAGAGCUCAGCAAACGAAACUCCCUGUGACUUGUGCGGAUCUCAAGAACACACCGAACUCGACUGUGGCUACCUUUGGCAACUUCCGCGUCCAGACACAACCGCUCAGCCGGUCCUGGUCUCCAUCUCCUGCGCCAACUGCCUCAGCAGCCACCAUUUAAUAGGUGACUGCCCCACUCCGACCAGGCCAUUCACCAGCUCGACAACGUUCACGCUUCGCGGAAUUGACCCGGAGAUCAUCACAAAUAUCAACUCUGUCGUUGGCCCUCAACGCGGCGGCGGACCCAGCAUACCAUCAGGCCGCCAGCAAGGCUUGAAGAUUCGAGGGCGAGCCGACCAGGCACGUUCCCCAUCUCCCGAAAGCGACGAUAUGAUGUCUCGCGUCGGCAAAAAGGGGCCAAUCGGCGGGAACCGUAAUGCGAAUAGAGGGAAUAUCAACAUUCGGAUCGGUGGUAGUGCCGGGAAGAAUAGGAAUCCGGGACCCCCUCCGCCGCCGCCAGCUAGGGAUUACCGAGACCGAGAGGACGCAUAUUCGAGGAAUUAUAAUCCUCGUCAGCGAUCGAUGUCCCCUGGUCGGGACAGGAGGCCUGGGAGGGGAAGAGGAGGUUGGCAGCCGGGGCCGCCAAGGUCUCCGCCUCGUGGCCAGGGGCGGCCGCCUCCUCCCCGCCCAGGUCGAGGUGGUGGUCGUGGGAAUGGACGUGGACGCGGUGGAGGUCACCGAGGUGGAGGAGACUCAUCUUACCGGCCUAUGCCUAGUGCGGCUAAGAAGGCCUGGGACAAAUAUCGGCUGUGA
Aspergillus calidoustus is the source of this 2286-nucleotide messenger RNA. The record is from the annotation of a GenBank genome assembly. Lineage: Eukaryota; Fungi; Ascomycota; Eurotiomycetes; Eurotiales; Aspergillaceae.